Protopolystoma xenopodis is the source of this 528-nucleotide messenger RNA. The record is from the annotation of a GenBank genome assembly. NCBI's taxonomy places the organism in Eukaryota, Metazoa, Platyhelminthes, Monogenea, Polystomatidea, Polystomatidae.
AUGUCAGCCUGGCGCCAGGCUAAUACACCCGGAGGCUCCAGUCCCCUACCUCCAGGCCCCGAAUCUCCACCUUCAUCUGCCCUCAUGGUCUCCUCGCAUGUAGGUUGCCCAGGCCUGUGGCGGAGUUUGUCGUCCAUGGCAUAUUCACGAAUACGAUGGCGUACGCCCGCUCAUCUCCGGUGUAGGAUCAUAAAAAAAGAACGCAAUUACAUACCUAUCAACAAAUGCACCAGCUGCCCCUCCCAAAUAGACUCAAUGAGCUCUCAUGGUCAUGGCGUGGCGUUGGGGGAUAAAGCUGAUGGCAUACAGCACGGGAAAGAGGCCAAAAGUGGGCCCUUUGAAGCACUGGCGCCCAGCUGGUUCUUCACAAAUCACAGUCCAGUCACGUCAGUCUUGGCCUCUCGCACAACUCAACUGCGACCUCUCUCCCGGCCAAGUUCCAGAUCAAAAAUGGGAUCCAGACUCAUGUCCAUGAUGGUGCAGAGAAGCGGACUCCGAGUGGGACAAGAAAGAACGUCGGCUCCAUGA